Molecule: messenger RNA, 5206 nt
Organism: Mus musculus (house mouse)
Lineage: Eukaryota; Metazoa; Chordata; Mammalia; Rodentia; Muridae
Gene: Zfp286
Product: zinc finger protein 286
Exons: 7
Coding region: 290-895 (201 amino acids)
Biological process (GO): regulation of DNA-templated transcription
Cellular component (GO): nucleus
Source: RefSeq, a predicted model, not a curated record
GGGAGAGAUCCCGCUGUGCCGCUGAGCCACUCGUGGUCCCAACCUGCCAAGAAACAGGGGGUCGGGCAGCGCGCAGGUGCUUCUGGGAGUUGUAGUUCCUGGAUUUGCCCAGCAAAAUGUCACGCAUGCGCGACUCAGAGCUAAGCGGAGAAGUUCGUAGCCUUUGUCAGGCCUGGGAUGGGAGGUCCCACGUGAUCUGAGCGACACUCUCUACAGAGCCCAAGAGGGAAGAAGUCCUUCGAGGCUCCGUGGACUGCUGACUGCGCGAGAAGAGCAGGACCUUAGGGGCAUGGAAGAGGUGGUGAUCAUGGAGACGGGUUUGGCCGAAGUGCCUCAGAAAAGAGCUCUGUCUUCCCCGGAUUCUCUCCUUUCCCACGAGAAGAGUGCAGAAGGAGACGUGGCUGCUCUGAGACUCACUGUCAGAUCCCAGGAAGCCAUGACAUUCAAGGAUGUGGCCAUGGACUUUACGCCAGAGGAGUGGGGGAAGCUGGAUCCUGCACACAGGGCCGUGAUGCUGGAGAACUACAGGAACCUGGUCUCGCUCUGGCUUCCCAUUUCCAAACCCGAUAACUAUAAUUCGGAAGAUGGAAAAGAACUGUCGAAGCUUGAGAAGUCUCCCAAGUGCAGUGACUCAGGACAGCCACCCUUUCAGAAAGCAGAAGCAGAGAUGGCUGCUGGGAUGUUUGCAAUUGGACCCCUGACUUGGAGAGAGACCAAAUCUGCAACUAAGGAUGCUGUGCUAUCAGAGAACGGCUUUGGAAAAGAUUUAUCACAGAAGAUCGCUGUACUGGGGGAGAAAGGCCUAUGGGGCUCCAGAAUGGAAGGCCUGAGAAGUGGAAUGGCAGGAUAUGAAGACUGUGAAAUAUUCAAGAGCAUCACCCGAGUCAGAGACUAGUAAGGAGGGAGAAGAAGCAAGCUGCUCUAAGGGGCUCCAGACUUGAAGCUUCUCUUUUCCCAGAACCAGGAAUUGUCACAGAAGGACCUGGCCAACAACGCCGAACACAUGAGGGAAUCUCCACGAAGAAUUUACAUUUGAUUGCAGAUACCCAUUUGGGGGAGGUAAUCGUCAAGGAUACAGAAGACAGAAAAAUUAUAAGGCAGACUUCAUCAUUUAUUUUGAGGGAAAAAAAUCCCAGUACUGAAAAAUAAAAAACCCUAUAGAUGUAGGCACAUGUGAAAGGGCCUUUUGUUUGAAGGCACUGCUCAUUCAACAUGAAGAGGUCACAAUAAAGAGAAACUUUAUGAAUGUAAUGAAUUCGGAAAGGCCUUCUUUGCGUCUUCAUCGCUCACAGUACGUCAAAGGAUUCACACUAAGAAGAAACCUUGCUGCUGUAAUGUCUGUGGAAAAUCUUUCAGCCAGUGUGCCCACUUUAAUCAUCAUCAAAGAAUUCAAACUGGAGAGGGAGCCUACGCAUGCAUGCAAUGUGGGAAACCAAAACUUAGUGAUAAACCAAAACUUGUGCCGUAUCAGGAAACUCACCAAUGGUGAGAAGCCCUACAGAUGUGGCGACUGUGGGAAAGGCUUUCAGAAGUAAGUACUAUCUUAGUGUGCACCAGAGAACCCAGACCAAUGAGAAGCCAUACAGACGCAAUGAGUGUGGAAAAUCUUCCAAGGAUACCACAAUUUUUAAUGUUCUUCAAAGAAUCCAUACAGAAGAGAGACCCUGUGAAUGCUGUGACUGUGGAGAGGCUGUUCGUGUGUUCUCAUCCCUCAUUAAUACAUCAGCAUAUUCAUUUCUAGGAAGAAAACCCCCUACCUGUGUUCUGAAUGUAGGGAAUCCUUCAGAAUAAAAUCACAUUUAACUGUACAUCGGAGGGUUCAUACUGGGGAGAAGCCAUAUAAAUGUACUGACUAUGGGAGGGUAUUCAGCAAAGUGGCAAAUCUCGAGGCGAGUCAGAAAACUUCUACUGGAGUGAAGGCAAGGGCGUGCGCGGGUGUGUUAGUGUUAGUGUUGUGCGCGGAUGUGUUAGUGUUAGCGUUAGCAUUAGACACCCUUAUUCCACAUCAAAGAACCCACACUGGAGAAAGCCUUUAACACAUCUAGAAUGAAUGCCUUCUAAGUGGAACUGCAAAUGCCUGUGGCUUCUAAGAAGAUUGUAACCUAGUCAGCGCCCAGGAGGAAGUGCAAAUAAAAGCUAAUGAACCAAAUGGGUCUGCUUCACGGAGUUGGCAAAAGUUAACCUUCCUUUGAGGGUAGGCUUUAGGGAAGCCGCGUGCUCUUACUUAAAGGCUGUGUAGCGUAUGCUUCCACUAACAAACCAGCAAUUACAAACUAUUUAAUCACCCAUUCUCACUUGGGAGCCUGAUCCACAGAAAUAAAGCAUCAUCAAGCUUAAGAAUACAAAUAAAGAGACCUUUGUUGAAGUAUUCUGUAGGGCAGAAAAGAAGUCAGAACUAGAAAUGUCCAAUUAAAAGGAUAAUUUGGAACACCAGAGGUAACUUUUAGUAUACAGACAUGUUAAUUUCAAGUUUCCCCCAAUGUUUAUAAGUAACUUCUUGUUAUAAUAAAUGUAAAUAUAAGAUUUAUUUUUUAUUAUCAGAUGUACUCACACAAGUAACUAGAUUUACAUGAAAACACAUUCAGAAGAAAGGCUAUAAGUAUUAGUGAGGGGGGGCAUUUACUUCCCCUUCUGAAGACUUGGGUUUUAUUCCCAGUAUACACACGUCAGCUCACAACCUUUAUAAAUCCAUUUCAGGGGAUCCAACGCCUCCUUGCGUGUUGCACACAUGUGCUACCUAUACAUACAAACGGUCAAAAUAUAAAAAUAAGUAAUUUUUAAAGUAUCUGUGCAUGCAUGUUGGUUACUUUUCUGUUGCUGUGAUAAAGCACUGUGACCUAAGGAAGAAGAAGGGGGUGUGCCUGGGGCUCACAGUCCCAGGGAGCUAGGCCUUCAUACCAUCUUGGUGGUGUGCGUGAGGAUGCCCAAUAGACUUGUACAUUUGAAUGCCUCGUCCUCAAGUGGUGCAAAUGUUUUAGAAGGACUGGGACAGCCAGACCUACACAGAGAGACACUGUGUUUAAAAAACGAAAAGUGGCGGAAUGAAGGCCCACGGCCCUGGGGGCUGAGGCGCCCGCCGCCUGGGGAGGGCCGCGCGUCCUCAUGGAGGCCGGAGAGGAGCCGCUGCUCCUGGCUGAACUCAAGCCUGGGCGCCCCCACCAGUUCGACUGGAAGUCAAGCUGCUAGACCUGGAGCGUGGCCUUCUCGCCAGACAGUUCCUGGUUCGCCUGGUCUCAAGGACACUGCGUGGUCAAGCUGGUCCCCUGGCCCUUAGAGGAACAGUUCGUCCCUAAAGGAUUCGAAGUCAAGAGCCGAAGCAGCAAGAAUGACCCAAAAGGACGGGGCAGUCUGAAGGAGAAGACGCUGGAGUGUGGCCUGAUUGUGUGGGGGCUGGCCUUCAGCCCGUGGCCCUCUCCACCCAGCAGGAAACCCUGGGCACAUCACCAUCUCCAGGCGCCUGAUGUCUCUUGCCUGAUCCUGGCCACAGGUCUCAACGAUGGGCAGAUCAAAAUUUGGGAGGUACAGACAGGGCUCCUGCUUCUGAAUCAAAAAGAUGCCACCAAGACGGCGUGAGAGAUCUGAGCUUCGCGCCCAGCGGCAGUUUGAUUUUGGUCUCUGCAUCCCGGGAUAAGACGCUUCGCAUUUGGGACCUGAAUAAGCACGGUAAGCAGAUCCGGGUGUUAUCCGGCCAUCUGCAGUGGGUUUACUGCUGCUCCAUCUCCCCUGACUGUAGCAUGCUGUGCUCUGCAGCUGGGGAGAAGUCGGUCUUUCUGUGGAGCAUGCGGUCCUACACACUAAUCCAGAAACUAGAAGGCCACUAAAGCAGUGUUGUCUCCUGUGAUUUCUCUCCUGAUUCCGCCUUGCUUGUUACAGCGUCGUAUGACACCAGUGUGAUUAUGUGGGACCCCUACACCGAAGAAAGGUUGAGGUCACUUCAUCACACGCAGCUUGAACCCGCCAUGGAUGACAGUGACAUCCACAUGAGCUCCCUGAGGUCCGUGUGCUUCUCACCCGAAGGCUUGUAUCUUGCUACAGUGGCAGAUGACGGGCUGCUCAGGAUCUGGGCUCUGGAACUGACGGCUCCGGUUGUCUUUGCUCCGAUGACCAAUGAUCUUUGCUGCACAUUCUUCCCACACGGUGGAAUUAUUGCCACAGGGACGAGAGAUGGCCAUGUCCAGUUCUGGACAGCUCCCCGGGUCCUGUCCUCACUGAAGCACUUAUUCGGGAAAGCCCUCCGAAGUUUCCUGACAACGUAUCAAAUCCUAGCACUGCCAAUCCCCAAGAAGAUGAAAGAGUUCCUCACGUACAGGACUUUCUAGCAGUGCCGGCUCCCCCACCUCCUGCAGCAGCAGCAGUACAAGGGACUGGCUAGGAUGGAGUCAGGCAGCUCACACUGGACCAGUGUGGACCUUCCUUCCUCCCAUGGCAUGUGCAAGUAGGUCUGCGUGACCUCACUUCUGAGGUGCCGGCCUUACCUCGUCUUCAUCCGUGGUGAGCAGCCUUCGUCAGUCUAGUUGUGUUGAAGCCAAGUGCAGUUGUGGAUGUUGUUGGGGUAAUAAAGGCAAGCGGGCUCCAGAGCCUCUCUGGUGACAGCCAAGCCACACUCCCUUAACUGGGAAGUACCUGCCACGUAGGGCAUUUCUGCUGCCCAUUUCCAGCCAGCGGCUGCAUGGUUUGAAGUUCCUCCGUUGUGGUCAGAGGAACUCUGGUGUUUGGUUCCCUGCUCAGCUGCGCGUGGACUGGGCUGAGCUCCUCACCAUAUACUAAUGCCGGCUUUUAUUUCCUGUAAACAGUGGGUGCAUGUGUAGGAAGUGACAAGCGCGUAUUCAGAUCAUACGAGGAGGCGUUCCUCGGGGCAUGACGGUCAGAUGGCCAUUUAUCAGCAUAUUUAUUUGUAUUUUCUCAGCAGAUAGUAAGGUACAACUGUGUUUUCUCAAUUGUCUCGAAGAACCAGAGUUCUUAAGUGGCCCAGUUGUGGAGCCAAGUCUAAGUCGUGUGGAGUCAGUGCUGACAUCACUGGCUGUCUGUCACGUGUGUUUGUCUCUGCUGCUUGACCUCACGGGAUGUACCCUCCAGUUCAACUGCCCAAAACAGACAGCCCCUUCCAAGCACCGUUCUUUGACAGCAGUAGCAGCUACCUAUUCAAGUCGCCUCACACAAAAUCUGCCUUAGAAAGUUAAUAUAUUUUAAAUUAUUUUAAAAGAAA